AUGCGAAUUCCUGGAUUGUUGUGCUUAUCCGCGGUGCUGAGUGCCAUUACGGCGAGUUCAUCUCCUGUGGAUAGCUGCUCUUCGCAAGGACCACGAUGUCGCCACAGAGGGCCAUCAUGGCUACAGGUCAAAGAUGCUGUAGAGUCGCAUGCGAGUCGAGCUUCUGAGGAUGCAACGUUGCACGCGGCCAGCAAUAAGGGGUGCUGCAACUCUUUUAGCAGCUGGCCGGACGUCGACAACGGUGUCACUUGCACCGAUUGCAUGGCCCUGGUGCUGACGGCUCCAUACAAUGGUCGCUGUGACAAAUACUGCGAGAGCUUUGGGCAUGUGUGCGUUGCGGCAGCAGAGGAGAAGUCGGAAGAUUGCGAGGUGCAGUACACACAGCUGUGCAAUCAAGCCAUCACGGGAACAUCAGACAUGUUGUGCAAGUGUGUUUUGCCAGACGCACCUGCUGCUUGUCCUGCCCCUACCCCAAAGUGUUGCAGUGCUUACACAAGCUGGCCGGACGUCGACAACGGCGUCACUUGCACCGAUUGCAUGGCCCUGGUGCUAACGGCACCAUACAAUGGUCGCUGUGACCAAUACUGUGAGAGCUUUGGGCAUGUGUGCGUUGCGGCAGCAGAGGAGAAGUCGGAAGAUUGCGAGGUGCAGUACACACAGUCGUGCAAUCAAGCCAUCACAGGAACAUCAGACAUGUUGUGCAAGUGUGUUUUGCCAGAUGCCCCUGCUUCUUGCCCUACCCCUCCAUCUGCCACAACAACCACGACAACCAUCGCAUCCACAUCUUCGACCACUCUCAUUGAGAACCCAUGCUGCAACUCUUUUAGCAGCUGGCCGGACGUCGACAGCGGCGCCACUUGCACCGAUUGCAUGGCCCUGGUGCUGACGGCUCCAUACAAUGGCCGCUGUGACAAAUACUGCGAGAGCUUUGGGCACUUGUGCGUUGCGGCAGCAGAGGAGAAGUCGGAAGAUUGCGAGGUGCUGUUCACACAGCCGUGCAAUCAAGCCAUCACGGGAACAUCAGACAUGUUGUGCAAGUGUGUUUUGCCCGAUGCUCCUGCUUCUUGCCCUGCCCCUCCACCUACCACUGCUCCUCCGACGCCAUCUCCGAACAGAAGGAUUCAAGUUGUUGGAAGACAGCUGCUGGUUGAGGGUAAGCCGCUGCACAUCAAGGGAGUUGCAUGGAACCCCGUGGCGAAGGGAGGCUCCUACCCGCGCGAUCUGGACUUCACCGGCUUUGUCGAGCAGGACGCAGCCCUCAUGCAGCGAAUGGGCAUCAAUGCAGUCCGAACCUAUGAGCCCAUCACCGAUGUCAAGGUGUUGGAUACACUCUGGAGCAAAGGCAUUUGGGUUGUGAACAGUGUUUACAAUUUUGGUGGAAAUUCCGCAGAGUCAGCUGCAGAUGCAGUAAGGGCCACAAAAGAUCAUCCGUCCAUCCUCAUGUGGAGCAUUGGGAACGAGUGGAACUACAACGGUCUCUACGUGGGCAUGAGCUUCCGUGACUGCAUUGCUCGUAUCCGGGAGGUUGCUGAAGUUGUCAGAAGCCUCGACACGGCGCACCCGAUCUCUACGAUCUAUGGGGAAGUGGUCGACAAGCUCGAUGAGGCCAAUCAGCUGCUGAAGGAUGAGAUUGAUGUUUGGGGCAUCAACACAUAUCGGGGCAUCAGCUUCGGCAGCAUGUUCGAUCAGUACGAAAAAGUCUCGGACAAACCCAUGUACUUGGGGGAGUAUGGUGCUGAUGCGUUCAAUGCCCUGGUCAACCGAGAGGAUCGUGAGGCCCAGGCGAAGGCAACACGUGAGCUCACUGAGGAGAUCCUAAGUGAGUCUUCAGUACUGGAACGCGGCGCUUGCAUUGGGGGCUUCAUCUUCGAGUUUGCAGACGAGUGGUGGAAGGACGGUAGCGGCAGCCCUCGGGUCCAUGACACUGGUGGGAUUGCGCCGGGUGGUGGCCCCUACCCAGACAAGACCUUCAAUGAAGAAUGGUGGGGCUUGGUCACAAUCGACCGCGAACCACGGCUGGCAUUCGAUGAGUACGCCAAGACAGAUUUGCCAGCGGCAUUGGCGCAGGCUUCAGUCCUAACAGGCUAG
Symbiodinium natans is the source of this 2088-nucleotide messenger RNA. The record is from the annotation of a GenBank genome assembly. Lineage: Eukaryota; Dinophyceae; Suessiales; Symbiodiniaceae.